UACAUUUCCUCUCAAACUUCUUCAUUCCUCACAUUUUUCUUCACUUUGUUUGCAAACUAAAAAUGGCAAAAACCAACAUUUUGUUGUUAUAUAUAUUCUGUUAUCUUCUUGUUGACAUUGAUGCCUUGACUGCUUCAGGGUGGAGUAAAGGUCAUGCCACAUUUUAUGGAGGCAGCGAUGCUUCAGGAACAAUGGGUGGAGCAUGUGGCUAUGGUGACUUGCACUUAGCCGGGUAUGGUACAAGAACUGCUGCAUUGAGUACAUCUCUUUUCAACAAGGGCAAAGCGUGUGGCCAAUGCUACAAGAUUGUAUGCGACCGAAAGGCUGACUCAAGGUGGUGCAAGAAGGGCUCGGUUACUAUUACUGCAACGAACUUUUGCCCACCGAAUUAUGCGCUACCGAAUAAUGCUGGAGGGUGGUGUAACCCACCCCUCCAGCAUUUCGAUAUGGCUCAGCCUGCUUGGGAGAAAAUUGGAAUCUACAAAGGUGGAAUCAUUCCUGUUAUCUUUCAAAGGGUACCAUGUAAGAGACAUGGUGGAGUUCGGUUUACCUUGAACGGGAGAGAUUAUUUUGAGCUUGUUUUGAUUACAAAUCUUGGUGGGGCGGGGUCGAUUCAAUCGGUGCGGGUGAAGGGGUCGAGAACCGGUUGGACAUCCAUGUCAAGCAAUUGGGGGUCUAAUUGGCAAUCAAAUUCGUAUUUGAACGGCCAAUCUCUUUCGUUCAUGGUCACAACAACAGAUGGUGUGACAAAAACUUUUUCAAAUAUCGUUCCUGCAAACUGGAGAUUCGGUCAAACUUACUCAAGUCGAAUACAGUUUUAAAUAUAUUUAUCUGAAGGUUUAAGUUUUAGGAUUUCAACGAGCGGUAUGCAUGUUCUCUAUAAGGAAGCAAUCCAUUCAUUUUUUCUCUAGAAAAUUAUGUUAUGAAAAUAUUUAAAUAUAGGAGAAUAAUGAGUUUUCCUACAAAAACAAGGAAACUCAUGUACACUCAAAUGUGUGUGGCAAUGCCAAAAAUUUAAAACUUA
Messenger RNA from Lactuca sativa (garden lettuce), 1024 nucleotides. Its product is annotated as expansin-A11. Gene Ontology annotation, biological process: plant-type cell wall organization. The record is from RefSeq and is a predicted model, not a curated record. Lineage: Eukaryota; Viridiplantae; Streptophyta; Magnoliopsida; Asterales; Asteraceae. Gene Ontology annotation, cellular component: extracellular region.